Messenger RNA from Cuculus canorus (common cuckoo), 4924 nucleotides. RefSeq names its product CDC42 effector protein 4 (gene CDC42EP4). The transcript has 2 exons. NCBI's taxonomy places the organism in Eukaryota, Metazoa, Chordata, Aves, Cuculiformes, Cuculidae. Bases 2486 to 3415 code for a protein of 309 amino acids. The record is from RefSeq and is a predicted model, not a curated record.
UGAUCGGUGUGCCGAUAACCCUGGUGAGAGCCAAACUUUGACUCCCACCCUGGUGAGCCGUCUCGCUGGCCCCAGGCUCCGCUGCUUGCUGCCGGCUGCCUUUCUGCUUCCAGAGGUGCUACCAGCGUUGCUCAGCACAUCCCAUGGAUGAACUGCAGCGGCAUCCUAGUGCCAGGGACAGGACCAGACCUGUCACCUGCGCCGGGGAGGAGGCGGUCACCGGGGCGCCUGGGCUGCCCACACUAACAGAACCGUCUGCCCUCAGGCUCUGGGAAGACUUGCCGGGAGCCCAACGCGAGGGUGUGACAACAGGCUGGUCCCCUCACGGGGAUGGUGGUGGCAGGGUGUGAUCUGUGCCCUGUCUCUGGCAGCUGUCUGCCAGGCAGUAACAUCAAAGGGCCUCCUGAGCCGGAUUCCCAGGAUGCAGCACAUCAGAAAGUGGGGCUGAGCUGCCAGCGUGCCCUCCCUGCCUGGCGUGCAGGUUCUUCUUGGCCCCAGGUGGCACAGGGGGGACCAACCGGUCCUGAGCAGCCCCUGUCCCAGCAGCUGGCAGGGUGGGGAGAGCAUCCUCUGAUCUCUGGGCUGGAGGGUGCUGCCUGAGGUGUUCUGCAUGGCAAAGCUGGGGAGGCUUGUUUGGAGCCAGCCAGGCCGGCCGGGAUGCUUCCCCCCACCCCCUCCAUGGGUUUGGCUUUUCCAGUCUUGGAGCAGGAUGAGCCAGGAACAGGACUUGUGGGAGCACAACUGGACUCGGCAUUUCCCCCAUGCACACCCAUGCACUGGCCUCUUUCUAAGGCCACUGGUGUUCUCUGGACCCCAUGGGAGACUGGUGCUGAGCAGGAUGGGAUGAGGAAGAUGGGGGGGGGACUUGUGGGAAGCCCACACCAUCAGGGCUGUCCCACUCUCCGCAGUGGCUGCAGAACCCCGCUAUCCUGCAGGCAGCCACCCAUUCACAGGGGAAAUUGUGUCCCCUGCGACCUGAGGCUCCUGCUCCUUAAAGCUUGUGCUCCCAAAGGUUUGAGAGGGCAGGUGGGAAACGAUGCCAGGUCUGUGAGUUCAUUUUAUACCUCUUGUCCUUGAGCCAUGCUUGCAGGACCUGCCACCCUCUCUUUCUCUGAAGCCCUGCUGGGACUUGGCUAUGCUCUGGGCUCGCUGCCCCAGGACGGGCAGCACUGCCAGCCUGCCUGCCUGCAGAGUCUCUCGGGUUACAGAGCAGCUUUCCCUGGUAGGUAGCUGGAGAGGCGGUGGCAGUGAAGCAGCCCUGGCCUGGUUUCCUUUGUGAAAGCCCCAGCAGUGGGAAUAUCACAGGAUCCGCUUUCCUCUCCUGGAGCGAAAGGAGAAAAGGGCUCUGUGUCCCACUCCUCCUGGGCAGGAUGGGGCCGGCAGCCGGGCUGUGUGGGCAGCAGCAUCCCGCAGCGCUGCUGUCACUUCUCCCGGUGAACUGGGAGCAAAACGUCAAAGGACAGGGAGAUCUUGGCCACCACGAAAAGACUUUGUGGGCAGGAUCGUUGAAGGGAUGGAGUGGCUUGUUUGGAAGCUGUGGUGGUGAUGGAGAACUGCUGGUUGGGACGGUGCCGUGGCGCGCCGGUAACGCUCCAACCUCCCGGUGGCCCCUUUGCUGCGGCUUGCAAAGUAUCUCACAAAUGCUGAACUUGGCCCCGAAAUCUAAAUACAAGGGAGGGACAGUCCCCAGAUGGCCUAAAUCAGCAGCACGGUUGCCUGGCCCAGCUGGGGAGCUCGCCGGGAGUGUUUGUUUUAUGUAAAACCAAAGGCUGGAGGAAUGCUGGCCUGAAAGGAGACCUUGCAAGGGGAGAAAGUCUGUGCCACGCACAUGCACCUACGCUCAGCUGGGCGUGUAAGAUCCUGGUGAGGGGAGCAGGGCUCCAGUGAGCUGCUUGUCUGCACUCUGUUGGGGCGAGGAGGGGAAGAAACCCCUUCUGCUCCCAGUUUGAGGGUGCGGAGAAGGUGGUGCGGCUGCUCUCUCUCUUUUCCCCCAGCUGCUGGGGGUGAACUGGGGAUUCCCCCAGGCAGACUUCCCAUGUGCCGUUCCAUCCCUGGGGCUCUGCCGCAGUUGGUCACCCUGCUGAGAAGGGCUCACGCCACCACCUCUGUGGGGUGGUGGGAUUCUACAUAGGGAUGGAUAGUGAGCGUGGCCGCGUGCCGUCGACGCCGUGCCGUAGGGUAUGCCCGCCCUGGCCAGCCCCCUAAGGAAGCUGUGCGCAGGAGGGCUGCGCACUGGGACUUUGCACUCGUGUGGGGUCAGAGUCCAUCCUGCCUGCAUGGGGCCAGCUCGGCUGUAGCCUUCCAGAGGCCCUGCUGCUGCAGCGAGGGAUGGAUGGACAUCUGAGUGCAGGAGUGACCUGUCCGUGACGCUGGUGGGAGCCCAGCUCCAGAGCAUCAUCUCUGAGCACAAGCGGGGGCUGUGAGACGUGUGGCUCAGUCUUGGCCAUCCUGGUGCAGCACAGCACAGCCCCUCUCCGCCGCAGCGAUGCCGAUCCUCAAGCAACUCGUCUCCAACUCUGCCCACUCCAAGCGGCGAUCCCGGGCUGACCUGACAGCCGAGAUGAUCAGUGCGCCGCUGGGGGACUUCCGCCACACCAUGCAUGUGGGGCGAGCUGGGGACGCCUUUGGGGACACCUCCUUCCUCACCAGCAAGGCAGGGGAGCCGGGGCUGGAGGCAGGCGAGGAGCCAGGUGCCUCCAAACCCAGCCUGCUCUCCCGCCGCUUCCGCAGCAGCAAACGUUCACAGUCGGUAACGCGAGGUGACCGGCGGGACAUGCUGGGUUCACUGCGGGACUCAGCUCUCUUUGUGAAGAACGCUGUCUCCCUGCCUCAGCUCAACGAGAAGGAGGUGGACAGGAGCGCUGGGCAGCUGCCCAAGAGCCUUUCCUCCAGCCCGGUCAAGAAGCUGCCCGAGGAGGUGAGCCCUGAAGAGCAGCAACGUCCAAACGGGGCAGCUGCUGGGCCGCUGAGCCCUGGCUUGGAUGAGCGUGACUUUGGGGACAUCACGGAGCUGCCUGUUGUGGUGGCCAAGAGUGGGGCGGGCAUGAAACAUGCUGAGUCCAUCAUGUCCUUCCACAUCGACCUGGGGCCUUCCAUGCUUGGGGAUGUCCUGAGCAUCAUGGAUAAGGAGGAGUGGGAGCAGGAUGAAGACCCGGAGGCAGAGGAGAGCCAUGAGGAGGAGGUGGAUGCUGCCCUGCCUGGCUCCCCGGUAGCAGCAGGAGCUCCGCUAAGCCAGAGCCCAUCUCGCAGUGCCAGUGGCCGCUACCCAAGGGACAGCAGUUCAGUGUCCAGCUGUGCCUCGGGGCUGGAGGAGCGCAGCCCUGUCCCUGGGCCGCUGACCCACGGGGGCCCCCCGAAACGCCCCGACAAGGAGUUCUCAUUCGCUGAUGAAGACGAUGAUGAGAUCAGAGUAUAAAGGGCCGGUGGCCGAGCCAAGGGGUCUGGCUCUCAUUUGCGGUUGCUUGGACAUGGGGCUAAACACCCCAGCGCUGCAUCGGGUGGCACCGGGGAAGACUCAACUCUUCACUCCUUCCCUCUCCCACCCGGCAGCGGACGUGCUGUGGCAGGACAGCACUCUGCUCCCAGGGCUUGGGGCAGCCUUGACGGCUCUCAGCCCUCAGAGAGCUCCAGUACGUCCCAGAGAGGAAAGCGGACUCAAUUUCGGUUCUUUCUAUUGGACUUUGGAUAUUAGCUCUUUUCUCCCCCCCCGCCCAUAUAAAGAAAUAUAGGAUCAAACAAGAUGAGGCUUUGAAGUUUUAGCCCCUUUAGUAAUGUAUAUAUAUUUUUUUUCCACCGUACAGUUUUUACUGCUCUCUGAUUUGUACUUAGCUUUCUUUACUCUCGCUUUUGGUUUUAACAGAGGGGAGAUUUCCCAUGAGGAAGGACUUGGCUCUGGAGCUCAGAGGGAGCCUCUGAGACUGUGGGUGGCUCCAGCUCCAUGGGUUUCUUGGGGAAUUUUCUGCAGACCAAGAGCCUCCAGCCAUGUGCCAUGGUAAGGGCUCACUCCGCAUCCCUGAGAUGGAUGGAUCCAUCCCAAAUGCUUGACACUCCAUACAGCCAUGGGGUAGUGGGGAUAGCCCCGGCCACCCCUUGUACUGGCUGUUCCUGAGGAUGCUGAAGGGAGCAUGGCUCUGUCCCCAUAGGAGGAACAUCUGGGUCUCUCCCGUGAGCCAGGGUGAGCCCUGGUGCCCCGUGUCCUAGUCGGCCACUGUCACGGGGACGAUCUGGCUGGGCAGUGCUAACGUUGGUGCGGGAGGUUGGGAGAGGAGGUUUUUAUACCAUGUAUGUACAAAUGCAAAGAAUAAAAGGAAAUGGUAGUGACAGCUGUGGCCUGAGUUCGUGGGGGAUGAGAUGCGUGGGGACAUGUGUGUUUGCACCCAACUUUCUCUAUGUUGCCACCGUCCCCAGACCUUAUCCCGCUGGCCUGUCCCUCCCAGCCUGGUCUCCUGGCUGGCAUUUCGGCACCUGCAGUGGCCGUGCUUUAUCUGCCCAUCGCAUGGAGCUGCCUGCGGUGGGAGGAAAUGGGUGAGAUCCUGCUGGCUGGAUCUGGCUCCGGGCUGGGACCCUCUGGCCAGGCAGGUUCCUGCCAAGGAACGUCUCUGCCAAGAUGCAGCUCUCCUCCCCGCAGCCCCGCUCCCUGCCAGCCAGGGAGGAAGGGAAGGUGAUGGCGGGGCAGGACUGGCUGUCCCCGCUCCCACGGGCUGGGUGCCAGGGCUGGGAUUGCCCUGGGUGCUCCCAGCACUGCGGGGCUGCUGUGGCCCCUGCUGACCCCAGGGAGGAUGGAUGGAGGGAUGGGUUGGCAGGAUGCAUCGUUCCCAUCCCGUGGCUGACUCCCCACAGCUCAGCCUCUAGUGUGAGUGAGGCUGUGCCUACAUGGAGGAUGCCUUCCCUGUGCGGUCCUGCUCAUGGAGCUGGGCUGUGAUGG